AUGGGGGAUGACCCUGGUGGCGGGGAGCCAUCACGAGCAUUUGGAUCUAGAUUUGGCCCGUUGGCGUAUAUCGAGGACCGUGAAGCAAAACAGACUGGAACGACACACAAACAUAAGAAACGUGGAAUUACCAGAGAUCUGGUUCAGGAAAAAUCUUUUGCCAAGGAAGCGCGCCUGGAGGGGAACAAUGGAUCACGCUACUUGAUCCUUACACGUACCGAUGAAGGAGAAACAAUGGAAAAAGUGUCACCAUUUUUUAUAAAAAAGGCAAUUGACACCAUCACUCCUAAUGUUGUAAUCAGUCGUAUGCGAGAAGGUAAAUUGAUGCUGAAAUCAAUCGAUAGACAACAAGCUGAAAAAUUGAUGAAGCAGACGGUUUUGGGAGGAAAGAUUAGCAUCAAGGUCGAGGAACAUCCAACUCUCAAUCUUACCAAAGGAGUAAUUAGCUGUCGGGACUUCAAGUACCUUAAGGACGAAGAGAUUUUAGAAGAACUUAAGACUGAACACGUGGUUGCAAUUAGACGGUUCAAAGAUCGCAUCCAGGACGGUAAACCGUUAAUCUCAUCCACUUUUGUGCUAACUUUCAACCUUGGACACUUGCCAUCAUCGAUCAACGUCGGUUUCUAUAACUGCAGAGUGAAACAAUAUAUACCAUCUCCCUUGAGAUGUUUUAAUUGUCUUCAAUUUGGACACAGCAAGGAACGGUGCAGAGGGAAUCGGAUCUGUGCAAAAUGUGCGAAACUCUACCACGAACAAGACUGUAUAUCACCAGUAGUAUGUGUAAAUUGCCGCCACGAACACCAUGCUUUGUCGAAAACAUGCCCAGUUUACGAAGAUGAAUGUGAGAUCCAGAAGCUUAGAGUAACUGAGAAAAUCUCUAUCCGAGAAGCCACUCGUAAACGACGACUUCAGGCCCCGAAUCCAAUUCCAGCACGGCUAACGAGAAGCUUUGCUGAAGUUGCUCAACACGCUGUCAACGAGAGAACGAAACCCGAAGCUUUUAACAAGAACAAUGCUGCUGCUGUUGUUGUUAGGAGUGAUGCUGCUGCGGCUACUGCUCGACCGAUCAACAAGGCUGGAGAUGCUAAUCAAACUGAAAGCUCAGUCCUUUCAAAGAAAGCAAUCGCAGUUAAUCAAGUGCGUAAGCCGGUAACAGAAGAAACCGAAGGUAAUCUAACACCACUAACAUUAGAGAUAAAUAAUAAUGUAAUCAAAAUGAGAGAAAAAAAUGCAUUACAACACAAUGUUUUAACCCCUAUCGAAACAGUAGAACAAGAUGAAAUACUAGCAACAACAGAAGAUUUAUUGGAAGAUUCACUAUAUCACCCCAUACUGAACAAAAACAAGGUAUCUAUUAUAUCACAAGCAAUCAGUACGUCUAUGUUUAUUGAUGAAAGUAAUUUAGAAGAUUUGUAA
Molecule: messenger RNA, 1416 nt
Organism: Sabethes cyaneus
Lineage: Eukaryota; Metazoa; Arthropoda; Insecta; Diptera; Culicidae
Exons: 1
Coding region: 1-1416 (471 amino acids)
Source: RefSeq, a predicted model, not a curated record